Drosophila nasuta is the source of this 594-nucleotide messenger RNA. It is a transcript of the gene EbpIII, whose product is annotated as Ejaculatory bulb protein III. The transcript has 2 exons. Lineage: Eukaryota; Metazoa; Arthropoda; Insecta; Diptera; Drosophilidae. The record is from RefSeq and is a predicted model, not a curated record. The coding region runs from base 119 to 499 and encodes 126 amino acids.
AUAAAAGCGAACCUCAUUGAGUUCUUCGUCAGUUCGUUCAAGUUUUUUCACUACAACACAACUUGUUUGAGUGGGAAGCUCAAACUUAUCAUCUGACACAAAUAAACAGGUUUUCAAAAUGAAAGCUAUCUUUGUGAUUCUCGCCGUGGCGAUAGUGUGCGUUGCAGCUGAGGAGAAAUAUACCACAAAAUAUGAUAAUAUUGAUAUUGAUGAAAUCUUGAAAUCAACUCGACUUUUCGAUAAUUAUUUUAAAUGUCUGAUCGAUACGGGCAAGUGUAGUCCUGAAGGCCGAGAGCUUAAGAGAUCCCUGCCAGAUGCUUUGAAAACCGAGUGCAGCAAGUGCAGCGAGAAACAGAAGAUAAAUACGGACAAAGUUGUGCGCUUUAUCAUCGACAAGAAGCCUGAAGAAUGGAAGCAGCUGCAAGCCAAAUACGAUCCUGAGGAUCUAUACAUUAAGCGUUACAAGGAGCGUGCAAACAAAGCCGGCAUUAAUGUUUAGAUCAAUUUUAUCAUCAUAGUGAAAAAUCAAAUCUCAGUUUGAAUAGAUGAAAAUAAUUAGUCGACUAUAAUAAAGACCUAUAAUAUAUGUGGUAA